Messenger RNA from Oryza brachyantha (malo sina), 1493 nucleotides. RefSeq names its product mitotic spindle checkpoint protein BUBR1. Gene Ontology annotation, molecular function: protein kinase activity. The transcript is spliced from 11 exons. The coding region runs from base 59 to 1255 and encodes 398 amino acids. The record is from RefSeq and is a predicted model, not a curated record. Lineage: Eukaryota; Viridiplantae; Streptophyta; Magnoliopsida; Poales; Poaceae. Gene Ontology annotation, biological process: meiotic sister chromatid cohesion, centromeric; mitotic spindle assembly checkpoint signaling.
ACGGUCAAAUCUCUCCAAUUUGAAUCCCCUCUCAACGGUCGGCUCCGGAGACGAACACAUGGCGGCGGCGGCGGCUGCAGCGGCGGCGGAGGAGCCAGCGGUGGUGCUCGACAAGGAGACGCUGAUGCUGAUGGGGGUCGGCGCGGCGGCGUCGCCGGGCGCCGAGUGGGAGACGUUCAAGGAGAACGUGCGGCCGCUCAAGCGCGGCCGCAACGUGGGCCUCCUCAACCGCGCCCUCAAGGCGCACGCCGACCCCGCCCAGCGCGCCGCCCUCCUCGCCGCCCGGAGGAAAAUGAUAGAAGCAAUCGACGAGUACCGCGGCGAAGACCCGCUCCAGCCAUGGCUAGACUGCAUCAAAUGGGUUCAGGAGUCGUUCCCGACAGGCGGGGAUUGCUCGGGGCUGGUGGUGAUCUACGAGCAGUGCGUUCGUGCCUUCUGGCACGACGGCCGCUACAAGGAUGAUCUCCGCUACCUCAAAGUGUGGCUGGAAUAUGCGGGGAAUUGCGCCGAUUCUGAGGUGAUAUUCAGGUUCCUGGAGGCCAACCAGAUUGGCCAGAGCCAUUCCAUUUACUACUUGUCUUUUGCGUCGGUAAUGGAGUCCAAGAACAAGCUAAAGAUAGCUAACGAGGUUUUUAACCUUGGUAUAGCUAGGAAAGCAAAGCCUGUGGAGAAGUUGGAAACUACGUACAGGGCAUUUCUUCAGAGAUUAUCCAAAAAGAAGGCACAUCAUGAGGAUGAUACAGCUACAGAAGAUCAGCCAGCAAGGAACUUUGGUACUGUCUUGAACCGUGGGGAAAUCAGAGGCCAGCAUGCAGAAAACUCUCACCUUGUGAAACCUAGGGUUACACUGCAAAGAAUUGAUGCCAAUAGGCCACUUGCAGUUUAUAAAGAUGAAAACACGUUACCAAGCCAUGGCCUUACAAGAACCAGGAGCAACAACACAACCUGGCAAACACUUGGAACACAAGCAGACCGGAACAAAGAAAAUAACAUGAGGCCGGCUAAAUGGACGUCACACAAGAUCCCUCAGAAGGUAGGAUCGAUGGUAGCGGUUCAGCCAACUCGCGCCAGCUCCAUUGAGGUCUUCGUAGAUGACGAAUGUGUCAGGGAACCAGCUCCUCAACCUCAAGUGCCAAGGAGUACAAAACCCUCCAUUCUGAAGCUUAGGCAAGCAACAAGCAGAAACCUCAAGCAGGAAACCGAACUGCUUAUGGAGAACCCGCUGCGCAACUUCCCUCUAACUAGCCUUAGAUAAUCAAUAUUUAUAUGGUGCAAUGGUGUAUUUCGAUCUUUCUUUUGCUGAUUUAUUGUUUUGAAUGUUGUGACAUUAUGCCGGAAUAAGCUUUAGCCUCUAAAGCUUAUGCAAGCAGCAGAGCCUUUUUAGGCUUGCCUUGAGUGUUGUAAUCUUGUAUUCUAAUUUGAUUGAUAAAUCCUUGAUGAGGAUAAGAGUGACCUUCAGUAUUAUCGAAAGUUAAUAUAAGAUUCGUAAUUUG